Eurypyga helias (sunbittern) is the source of this 2840-nucleotide messenger RNA. RefSeq names its product G protein-coupled receptor 116 (gene ADGRF5). The annotation marks the transcript as partial. Lineage: Eukaryota; Metazoa; Chordata; Aves; Eurypygiformes; Eurypygidae. The record is from RefSeq and is a predicted model, not a curated record. Gene Ontology annotation, biological process: cell surface receptor signaling pathway; G protein-coupled receptor signaling pathway. Gene Ontology annotation, cellular component: membrane. The transcript has 10 exons. Gene Ontology annotation, molecular function: G protein-coupled receptor activity.
GUCCCUAUGGGUGUACUUUCACAACAAGAAUUUCCAGUUACACAGUGGUCUACAAGGCAACAAAAAUAAUAGCAGUUUCUUCGUUAAACAUCACUUCGAACUUAAACAACAUCAAUGUUACAUGCAAAAGUCAGGAAACAGGCAUGACAGAGUCAGACGGUCCGCUGCUCUCCUGUUGUACUGACAGACACUUACCACGGAUUACUGGUAACUGGAAAGAAAAUGGAGAAAUUAUUAUUACAGGAGUCUCCAAUUUCAGUAAAAACUGCACUGAAUACAAGGUCAACAUCAGCAAAUCACUAUGUCAGCCUGAGAAGUCAGGUACAGUAGUGACGUAUACAUGUGAGCUGCAGACUGGAUAUGGUGCCAAGAGCAGUAAAAACAUCAGCGUGAUGUACCUCUGGGCAGCCAGUGUAACAAUAUCUUCAAGCACAAAUUCAUCUGUUUCCGAGGGAUAUUCAUUCAACCUAAAGUGUGAAAGUGAUAUGAGAAAUUAUGAGAGUGUCAGUUGGAAAAUUCAGUCUGGAAAUAACAUAAAAACAGUAGACUGUGAUAUGUGUAUCAAAAAUAGCAGCUCUACAGCCACAUCUGAGCUCAAAGUGGACCAUGUCACAAAGGACUGGAACGGCACCUACAUCUGCACUUUCUCCUAUGAGCACCUGGAGAGUUCUGCCAACAUGACAAUCGAGGUUGUUUCCUUGCCUCUGAAGCAGAACAUCCUGAGAGACCCCAUUGAAGCAACUAUACAGUGCGGAGUAUCACAAGUCCUUAAGUGCUGCAUAAAUGCUAACACCAUGGAAGAUUACAAUGUUACAUUUGUGGUUCAACAGCAGAUACAGAAAACUGGGGAAAAGAAAGAAGAUAACGCAUUUUGCUAUGUGUGCAAUUACACAGAAAAACAAUGCAAAGCAGACACAAAGCUCACGGCAUACUGCAACUUUACUAACCGCCUUGGACAGAAAGUCUACAGUGAAAGUAUAAAACUGAAUCUGAUAGAUGGAAAUAGCAUUUCCUGCUCAGGCAGCCUUGGCAUUGGAAAAGAAGGGGACACAUUAAUAAGGGGAUGCAAUGGAUCAAAGAGUACAGAUGGCCUUACCCGAGGCAAUAGAACUUACGAGUGUUCCAACAAACAAUGGAAGAUCAAAAAGGAUGCCUGCCUGUCUGUACCUAUAAGUAACCUGCUGACUAGUGCUGAGUCCUUGGUCAACAGUCCUGACCCAACAGCAAACCUACCUAACUACCUUGCAAAGCUUAAGGAUCAGACAGCAAAGGAGCUAAACACCAGUUCUCCUGCAAACGUAGGCGCAAUUGUUACUGUCCUGGAUAUGGUCUCCUCUAUCCCAGCAUAUGCCGAGGAGCUCACUAUUCAAAAUUUUCUCUCCACAGUGGACUUCGUUGUUGCUAAUUCCACAACUAAAACUUGGGAAAGCCUGAAUAAAGAGCAGACACCCCAAAGUUCUUUGUUACUGAAUUCAGUAGAAAAAUUUACCUCUAACCUCCGUCCAGUAAAUAAUACCAUUCCUUCUGUCUCCACAAAUACCCUUCAUCUACAAGGUGUAGUUGUCACAGGAAGUAACAUCACAGACUAUUUUAAGAAAUUCCAGAGUACAAAACACCUGACAGUUAACGUGCUUAUUGAUAAAACUGAAAUUCAGACUCUAAACCAAAGUUCAACCAUUGUCAGUGUGAUGUACUCAGAACUUGGACGUAUUUUGCCUGGGAAUAAGUCCGAGUAUGUGAACGGCUUAUUGAUAACAACAACAAUAAGCAGCCAAACAAGCCAGGAUUUCAAUAUUAAUAUGACCUUUGCAAAGAAUAUCUUGUCUCUAAAGAUGCCACGGUGUGUCUUCUGGAACUUCUCACUCGAACAUGGUGCGGGCUGGGAUACUCGUGGUUGCACACCCACAGAGGAAGAAGAUGUUGUUAUUUGCUCCUGCAAUCAUUUGACAUCAUUCUCCAUUUUGAUGUCACCUGGUGAAUCCUCCCAGACAAUCUUUGAAGAUUAUAUUACCUACACUGGCCUGGCCAUUUCAAUCUUGAGUUUGGCAACCUGCAUUAUAAUUGAAUCCUUAGUCUGGAAAUACGUGACAAACAACACAACCUCCUAUAUGCGCCAUGUCUGUAUUCUCAACAUAGCUACAUCGCUCCUGAUUGCUGACAUUUGGUUCAUUGUCAGUGCCUCCAUAAAUGACCAGGGCCAACAGAUGAGCAGAGGUAUCUGUUUCAUGGCUACCUUCUUCAUCCAUUUAUUCUACCUGUGUGUUUUUUUCUGGAUGCUCAGCCUGGGCCUCAUUCUUUUCUACAGACUGGUCUUCAUCUUACAUAACACGAGCAAGACCGCUCAGAAAGCAAUGGUGUUCUGUCUGGGAUAUGGGUGCCCCUUUGUCAUUGCAGUCAUCACCAUCGCUGUCACACUGCCAAGGAACAUUUACACCAGAAAGGAUGUCUGCUGGCUCAAUUGGAAUGACAGCAAAGCUCUCUUGGCCUUCGUCAUACCUGCUCUGAUCAUUGUGGCCAUGAAUUUGUUCAUCACCGCUGUUGUUAUAAUAAAAAUACUGAGGCCAACUAUUGGGGAUAGGUCAAACAGGCAGGAGAGGAACUCUUUAUUUCAAAUCGGCAAAAGUGUGGCCAUCUUGACACCACUGUUAGGCCUCACCUGGGGAUUCGGCAUUGCCACCAUCAUCAAAAACAGUCAUCGGAUUUUCCACAUCCUCUUUACUCUGCUCAAUGCUUUCCAGGGAUUAUUCAUUUUGGUGUUUGGGACUCUCUGGGACAAGAAGAUACAGGAAGCCCUGCUGAAGAGGAAUUCAAUGUCCAAAUGGAGUUCGCAGCAAACAAAG